AUGCACGCCCUCAAGCGGAUGCGGCAGCAGGCGGACGAGCAGCGUGCGGCGGCGCAGCGGCAGCUGGCGGGCACGCUGGGGGCGCUGGGUGCCGUUGGGGGGCCCGGCCAGGCCCCAACCGUGAUUCCGGCUGCCGGCGGCGGCGGGAUGAUGGCGAUGGCCAGCGCCGAGGCGCUGCGACGGAUGCACAUCCAGCAGGCCAUGGCGGCGCGGCAGGCGGCAGGCGGGGGCCCAGGCGGGAUGGGUGCGUCCAGCAAGGAGGCACGCGUGGCGGGAUUCAAGGCGCUGCUGGCUGACGAGGGCGUCAAUGCUUUCAGUUUCUGGGACAAGGUCCGCCCCAAGCUGGAGAAGGACGCCAGGUGGCAGCUGCUGCCCAGCAACAAGGACCGGCGCGCCGUGUUUGAGGAGUUCUGCAAGAACGUCGCCGCAGAGGCCAAGGCGGCCCGCGCAGUGGCUGAGCGCGUCACCACUGACGGCUUUGCCGCCCUGCUGGAGGAAGCGGUCGCGCUCGAGCGCCGCGUGGCGGCGGAGAUGGAGGCGGCGGCCGCAGCGGCGGAGGAGGAACGGCGCGCGGCCGUGGCCGAGGACGAGGAACGACGGCGCCGGCAGCAGGAGGAGGGGGAGGUUGGCGAGGCUGGCGACGGCAAGGGGGACGGCGCCAGCGCGGUUGCCGCCCCCGCUGGGACCGGCGAAGGGGACGUUGGUGCUGUUGGUGGUGUUGGUGCGGUGCGCCCUCCCCGCAGCCCCGGGUCCAUCCCUGAGGACGAGCUCGAGGGCCUGGCCUACUCCAGCCUGGAGCGCUACUGGGGGGCGGACGAGCGCUGGGCGGCGCUGGAGGAGCCGCGGCGGCGCGACAUGUUUGAGCGGAGAUUCGGGGCGGCGGCCGCGGCGGCAGUAGAGCGCAAGAAGGCGGCCCAGCAGGCGCGCGUGGCGGCGUACCACCAGCUGCUGCGCUCCCUUGGGGUGGACGGCGACACUCGCUGGACGCCCAUUGCGGCUGACGUGGCGGCGCACCCUGCGGGCGCGGCGCUGGGGCCUGAGGAGCGGGAGGAGCUGUUCCGGCGGUUCGUGGACGACCUGCGGGAUCGCAAGCGGGCGCAGGAGGCAGCUGCAGCCGAGGAGGAGCGGCGGCAGGCCGACGCAGAGGCGCGCCUGGCAGCACAGGGGGAGGAGGCAGACAAGCGGCGGCGGCGCGCGGAGCACGGCACUGCUGUUGCGUCGUACAAGACCUUGCUGGCAGAGCUGGUGCGCGACCCUGGCGCGCGCUACAGGGACUGGAGGGACAAGCUGGCGCGGGACUCGCAGGGCCGCGCCUCCCAUCCGGCGCUGCAGCCCCAUGAGUAUGAGGCGCUCUUCACCGACCACACGGCAGCCCUGGAGGACGCGGUCGUCGCCGCAGCGAAAGACGCCCUCGCACCCCUCCUGCUGCCCCUGCUGCCGCCCGCGCUCGUCGCCGCCGGGGAAGCCGCGCGCGCGGCCGCCAAGGCGGCUUCCGUGGGCACCCUGACCGCCAUCCUGAGCAGCGGCGGCGUGAUACCCAGCACGGGCGGGGCCGCGCCUGAGUGGCCGCGCGUGGAGGCGCGUGCCCUGGCGGGCCCCCUGAGGAGCUGCGAGGCCCUGCUGCGCGACGAGGGUGCGGCGGCGGCGCUGGAGGGCGACGGCCGCUGGGCGCGCGCCUCGGAAGGGGCCAGGCUGCGGGCGUGGCGCGAAUGGACAGAGGAGUUCGUGUGGGGCCGCCCGCCGGGCGCCCAGGCGGCGGCGGCGGGGCCAGACGGAGAGCGCCGUGCCGGCGGCGGCGGCGUUGAGGAGCGCGGGGCACCUGGCACGCGGCGCGACCGGCGGGACGACGCACCCGAGCCGCGGCUGGCGCCCCGGCUUGGAGGCUAUGUCGGGGGCAAUCCGCGGGAGCGUGAGCGCGGCCGCAGCAGGGAGCGUGAGCGGCGGCGCAGCAGGAGCCGCAGCCGCAGCCGCAGCCGGGAGCGCGACUACCGGGACGGCAGGGACGGCAGGGAGCGCGGCGGCGUCCGCGACGAGGACCGAGACCGCGACUACUACAAGCGGCGGCGGCGGGACUAG
Monoraphidium neglectum is the source of this 2076-nucleotide messenger RNA. RefSeq lists its product as hypothetical. Gene Ontology annotation, molecular function: RNA polymerase binding; transcription coregulator activity. Lineage: Eukaryota; Viridiplantae; Chlorophyta; Chlorophyceae; Sphaeropleales; Selenastraceae. The transcript is spliced from 9 exons. The record is from RefSeq and is a predicted model, not a curated record. The coding region runs from base 1 to 2076 and encodes 691 amino acids. Gene Ontology annotation, cellular component: nucleus.